AUGGCACAAAUCAAGGAUGCCUUCCGGCGGUUUGAUGCGGAUAGCUCCGGACACUUGGACCAGAACGAGUUCAAGUACCUGUGCGCCUACAUCGGCUGGGGCGAGGAGGAGGCACAGGCCAUGAUCAUGGACCUCGACCAGGAUCAGAAAGAGUUCCAGCUCUUUGUGGGCCACAUGGGUGGCCUUCAGCAGCUUUUUGAAAAUCGCCGGAAGCGUGUGGCCAACAAGAACUGGGGUGAGGACCCGCCGGCCGUUGUCGAAGUUCUGGAGAUGAACGUGAUGCCAGAGAAUGGGAUCAGGCUUCUCUUCGGCUUUGGGGAGGACAAGUCCGAGCGACAGGUGGUGCCCCCAAGCUGGAUAUUCUAUGACAGCCGCGACAGCGAAGUGGUCGCUGCCCUGAGGGAGGUUGGCAUCCUCGAGGAGCAGCAGGCCUUCUGGGCCUCCAUCUUCCCCCAGUCGGAGAUGCGCGCGGUCGCCAAGUUGGUGCCCUGCCAGCGGCAGGCCCUGGCGCACGUGCGGGCGAAUGCCUCGGUCAACCAUGACAAGGCCCUCGUCAGCGUCCGCCAGCGCUUCGCCGAGCUCGGCUACGGCGAGGAGCAGCUGCAGGCAGUCCUUGGCUGGAUCCAGGAUCUGGCGCCCAUGUGCGUCCAUGUCCACAUUGACAACGUGGGCCGAUUUCUGGAAACGGAUGAGUUCUACCGAAAUCAGUUCGAGACUGGAACCUCGUGCGGCGCGUUGGACGAUGGCAACGUGAUCCGGAAGGGCUGGGAGAAGGAGCUCUUCGGUGGCUACUACGACGAGGCAAAACCCUUCGAGCGGUGCAAGUACGGCGCGCUGAGUGUGAUGAACGACUACCGGGGUGUCCUCAGCGCCUACCAGUAUGGAGACUCCUACUUGGUCCUGAAGGAUGUGCGACUGCGGACGACCUUUGCGGCAACGGACUCUGGCGGAAUUGCAGGCUCCCGCCUGGCUGUGCUGGACAAGUACGCGCACGUCCUGGAGGAGUACAGCGACUCCGAGCUCUCGGAGCUGAUCGAGGUGGCAGUGGCGAACACGUCCAUGAACGACACCGGAGGCCUCCAGCCGAAGAUGCUCCGGGGGAUGUCGGCGGACUGCGGCGGCGAGUGGAUCACGGUGGGCUUCCCGGACUUGCCGCAGAAGAAGGGCUGCUACUACUUCGAGGUGGAGCUGAACCGUGGGUGCAUGGCCCCUCAGGUCGGCUUUCUGUCGAACAGGUUCGUCAUUGCGCCGAAGACGGCGGGCUACACCGGCGGAGUUGGUGACGACGACGAUGGCUGGGCGGUGGACGGGCAGCACGCACUCCGAUGGCAUUCCGGCAACAAGAUGCCCUGGAACAGGUAUUGGCCUUCAGCCGCCCACAACCCAAAGCAGCUGGAGCGCGACGUGGUCGUAGGCCUGGCCAUCGACGUCGACUCGCGCAUGAUCUGGGUGGCCUCCGAUGGGGAGUGGGAUGACGAGAAGACGCCGACCUUUGGACCGGAUGCGAUCCCGAAAGGCCUGGCCUUCUACCCGGCCAUGUCUCUGCGGGGCAGGGCCUCUUUCAACUUCGGCCCGAACUUCAAGAACAAGGCUCCUGUUUUCGGGCGCCGGUCCUUCGCCAGUUGGCCCGGCAUGCCCGAUGGCAAAGUGCGGGCGGAUGUGCCGAUCAUUGGCGAUGAGAACAACGUCGGCAUCUACAAGGAGAUUCAGAUCCAUGGCGAGGUGAGCUUGAGUAACAACGUGCAGCGCCUCGUCGCCAACCGCAAGUACUUGGAUCGCAGCAAGGAGCAGCGGUCUUGGGGUUUCUUCAUCGACAACCUGGGCGCCGCCGAAGGCAGCUAUGGGCGCACGGGUGCUGAGAAGGGCAUGCCGGUCUUCACCCAGAGGACGGGCGGGCAUAAGUUGCUUCACGACGCCUCCAAGAAAAUCUGGAAGGUGGUUCAUCCCGACCGCCCAGAUGAAGCCAUCGCGCAGGCCCCCGCCAAGGACGGCCAAAUCGACCCCCCGCGUGAUGGCUGGGAAGUGCCCGAGGAGAUGCGCGGGUACGUGCCCCAGGACAUCUUCCAGCAGGGAAUGAAGGAAGCAGGAAUCAGCGAUGCUGACUGCAAGAAGCUCGUGGGCGUCCUGGGCAAGGAUGGCAAGGUUUGCCGCUUCCGUGGCAAGGCCAGCUUUCACGAGGAGUGGUCCAAGUUGAGCUCCGAGAAGAAUGCGGAGGAGGCAUGGGAGGCGUGCGUCACAGUGGUGCAGAACAAGCUGCUGAAGGAUCAGGGCAUCCCCAAUGGACAAGUGGUAGAGACACUCCAUCCCUAUCCUGCAAAGAGUCAUAGCUGGACCAAGAGCGUCAAGUUCGAGAACACCAAGAAGCUGGAGGUGACCUUUGCGGACAACUGCCAGACAUACGACAGCUGCGCCUAUCUGAGCACCUGGCCCUGGAUCUACUGGGGGCAGGGACCUUUUCGGAGCUUCACGGAUGGCCGUGCCUAG
Symbiodinium natans is the source of this 2484-nucleotide messenger RNA. NCBI's taxonomy places the organism in Eukaryota, Dinophyceae, Suessiales, Symbiodiniaceae. The record is from the annotation of a GenBank genome assembly.